AUGAAGCUUUUUGGCCAACACAUGAUUUCACACUACGCUGCUUAUGUUUUCCACUAUGAGGAUACUACUAUCCCCCUCCUGUCCCUAUUCGAUCAAGAGAUCCCAGGUGAUGAGGCUCCUGAAGAUGCUAUUGCUGCUUCCCCUGAGAUCCGUAAAGAGGAUGAGUCCCCCCCUAAGUUGACUCGGCUUCGAAAUCAUGCCACCAAGAAGAGGAAGGCAGUGGAGAUCAAUGAAUCUGAUCAUGGCAAGUAG
This is a messenger RNA of Ilex paraguariensis (yerba mate), 252 nucleotides long. Lineage: Eukaryota; Viridiplantae; Streptophyta; Magnoliopsida; Aquifoliales; Aquifoliaceae. The record is from the annotation of a GenBank genome assembly.